AUCACGCCACACACGUGUUGCCUGCCGCGAGUCAGCUCAACGUUGCUGGAGGACGAUCUGAAACAGAUUAGUGCGCUCCUCCAACGUUCCUUCUCUUUAUGAGCAUCUCGACAUUCCAGCGCUCCUUUGAGACGUCUGUGAGCGGCCAAUGGGAGUUUGAGUCGAGCAGAAGGGAGUUUCGAGAGCCUCCCUAAUCCACCGAGGAGAUGGUGUGACGGACAGCCGUCACAGGAGGAGUUUCAGACAGCCGGGUUACAUGAGGACAGAGCCGCUUAGCCAACUGGACGCUGCUGUCAGCCUGCCAAGCAACACGUCGUGUGAUUCCCACCGAAAUUCAGAAAUUCACAGAAGUGACCCGUCCACAAACAGCAGUAUUUAUGAACUACCCAGCAGCCUCAGUGAGAAAUGUCUUAGGGAGGUUUUGGAAAGAGAUGACCCCUCAAACAGUCAAACCGCUUCCAAACCUCACCGUCUGCAUCAAAGUCAAGUAGAGGAAACUUCAAGAUGUGAUGUUUUCAACUCUAGUUUUAGUUUCAUUCAACAGUCACUAGAAACAAGCGAUUUAUUAGACACAACCACAAGCGACCCGUCUCCAUCACUGGACCAAACAAAAUCGGAACCUUCAGACUUGAGUAUUGUAAAACCUUGCACUGUUAUCCAAUCAAAGAUUAGCCCUGUGCCCAUCAGCCAAUCAGAGCCAGAGGUUUUCACGUUAGGCCAACUGCCCUGCUCGAUGGGUCAGCCAGGGAAAUCGAAAGGUCUCCUAUUGGAUGAAGAGUCGUGGGACCUGGACAGGCGCUGGAACACACAGAUCUCCUCCUCCAUGACAUCAGACUUCAAAGAAAGCGUUUCAGAUUGUGGCUCUAUGGAUGCUGAGGUCACGUCCUCACUUUCUGUUGAUUCCUCAGAUUCCACAUCAGCAUCCUCUGUCACUUCUGGCUACGACAGCGCCACGCCCUCCGCAGAUCACAGCCGCAACAGCCUGAGGAAGUGUGAAGACGUUUUACAAGACUGUCUACAAAACAAUCGCGCCAACACCAAGAUUAAGUCAAUGAUGCAAAAACUGUAGUGAUUACAGCACAGAGCUGUCCUGGAUGAUGACUAUGACACAGCUGAGCGGUUUGGUCAUAAACUAGAGGAUCUUCGCAGGGAGCGAGCGGCUCUGAAAGCUUCUCUUCCCUCCAGACCCAGACAUCCAGCCGUCUCUGAAUAUCUGCAGACGCUCAGGACGGCCGCGCACAGCGCUCUCCAGAGGAACAGCUCUCAAUACAGAGAGAAGGGGGAACCGUGCGAGGAUCAGAAAUGUUCAGCUAGCUCCUCUGGGGAAAAACGGAAAAAAAGACGGGAAAAACUGAUCCUGGAAAAACAGAGGAUUCAGAGGGAGAUGUGUGAUCUUCAGAGGAGGCUGAAGGAGCUUCAGGAGCAGAGCAGAGCUGUGGAGGUGCAUCUGGCGCAGGAUGGAAGGGGCACGGAGGAGCAGCGGCUGGAGCAGGAGCUGCCCGUGCUGAAAGGCUGUGAUGUGGCUCAGCUGAUGCUGAUGGGUCGAGCGCUGGAGGACAUGAUGACAUCUGAACACCGCGCUCAGAUCAGUGCCUCUCCACCAGCAGAGAUCAUCAGACUUCAGGAACAGGAGCAGGCGUUGAGUUUGUCCAUUAAAGAUACAACAGCGAAGGUGCUCAUGAGUCAGAAGCUGGUCGCCAGUCUGCGGAGGAAAGUUAAUGAGACCGAAACGCAGCUGUUGGCUCUUCAGGAGGCGAAUCUCUCAGCCGUCUCAGGAAAUGAUUUCAGCAGUGCUAAAGAACUGAAGACAGAGAUCAGGAACGUGUAUGGAGAAAGAGAUCGUGUGGAGACGCUGGUGAGGAAGCUGCAGACGUUAAGCACAGGCAGUGGACAAGAACUAACUCGCAUGAAGGAGAAAUUAAACCAAAUCAAACUGGACCUGCAGCGGAGAGAAGCUCAGCGUGAACGUGGUUUAAAAGAAAACGCUCUGAAAUACAUUGAACUCCUGGAAGAGCAACGUCACAGCUGUGGGGGUCCGGCAUUGGAGCACAUUUGGGAGGCAGAGUUGGAGGCAUGUCACCUUCUCCUGAAAGGUCUGGAGCUGCGAACCCCCAGCAUCUCAGAAACCAAGGAUCUCCCCUCUUUUCCAGAAUCAAGUUCAAUUGUCCAGUCAUGCACGGAUGAGGAAGCGGACUGCGCCAUGUUGACUGCUUUAGGGGGGCGCUGGUGCACGGAUGCUAACCUUCAGCACUCUGAGUUCACUAAGAAAUUAGAGGAGUUUCUCUUCUGCGUGGAAGACGGUCCUGAGGAUCUGUGUGGAGAUGCAGCGGAGCUCACGGUUCGCUGUGAUCUCAUCAGGGGGCGACUGCAUUGCCUGGAAGAUCAGCUUCAGACAGCCAUGGAGAACCUCGACAAAGACCUCGCUCUGUCUUUGGAGAAAGAGGUUCAGGAGGUCAAGGCCAUGCUUCACGCCAUGCUGUCACAACUGAAGCUCGAGGACGACGACGACGAUGAUGAUGAUGAAGAUAAGUAUUGUGAUGUUGAAGAAGGACGGGUGGAGGAUGGAGAGGUAGAAGAAGAACUUUACUUCAGUGACAGCUGGGAAAUUUAACUAGACUCUUAUUAGCCUCUUAUCCAGACUGGAGUUCAGUGUUUGUGAGUUUGCACUUAACCGCGAAACAUGAAGCACACACAAUUCUCAAAAACACAGUAUAUUUACUUGAGGAUGCCUACCAGAAGGGAAUUAGAUUCAUUUUUUACAUACAGUAUAUGCGUCUGGCUGAAUCUAAAAUGGCACGCUUUACCCCCAAAUUCGAGAGACAAAAGCUCAAAUAAAAAGCCAGUAAGAUUUUGUUUACACAGUAAGGCUUUCCCACAUUAUAGUAAUAUCAUUUAUUUAGUUUUGUUAAUUCCUACUUUUCUCAAUUUUUUUAUUAUUAUUUCAAUACAUGAAUACUUGAAUAGUGUUAUCGUCAUCGGAAAUCAGCACAACAAAUACUAAAUAAAUGAUGUGUGAACAUAUUUUCCCCCACAUUUCUGUAACGUGAAUAUGGUGGGGUUUUUAUUCUUGAUUUUGGGCUGAGAUUACAUGCAUGCGUGUUCAUGCCACGUAUUGCGAGAUUUUAUAGCAUUUUGUUCAUUGAGGCCAUUUUACUCUGUUGCACGUGUGACCGGUCCUACUCGCACCGCUCUGCGCGGGCCUCGGUCCGGAUGGGAGACGGGCGCUCUAACGAGGAGGCUAAAGACCGCAGUCUCCAGCGUCUGUCGCUAGAGCGUCUCUGUUGGUCGGGGAGUGAGGUUUUACUCGCACAGCGAACUCUCGCUGGCCUACGUUACACGUAUUAAAGGGAUACUCCACCCAAAAAUUGAAUAAUUCUGUCAUCAUUUAUUCACCCUCAGGUUGUUCCAAACCUGUACAAAUUACUUUGUUCCUGCUGAACACAAAGGAAGAUAUUUGGAAGAAUGUCAGUUACCAAAAAGAUGUCAUCCGAUUUACUGCCAUAGUAGGGAAAAAAUACUAUGGGAGUCAAUGGUGGAUGAGAUCUGUUCGGUUACUGACAUUCUUCCAAAUAUCUAUCUUUGUGUUUAGUUGAACAAAGACAUUUAUACAGGUUUGGAACAAUCUGACGAUGAGUAAAUGAUUUUUUGGUGAACUAUCCCUUUAAGUUUGUAUUCCUGUUUUUGUUGUUUUAAGUUAUUUUUCUUUAUUUUAUAAGCAUAACUUAUUAUUUAUUUUGUAUGUUUUGAUAUAUCGAAACGCUUUCGGCCCACAUAUGGUUCCAUAUGAAAAUCUGUCUAGUUAAACAGAUGAUUAAUUCAAAGAUCAAAUAGGACCAGGCAGACGUCUCACAACGAAAACAGAGAUCUGUGCCAGUCAGUUCAACUCAUGAGCUCAGGGCUUUGUUUAAAUGUGUCUGAACUAUUUUUUUGAAAUUACGACUGAACUUUGAACAGUAGUUUCCUAAUUCAUGAUUUAACAAUAUGGUGCUAAGAAGUAUAAAUGUGGAGCACACUGGUGUGUUGAUGUACUGUGUUUUAAUUUGUUAUGCCUUUUGAAGCUAUUUUCAUUGUUUAGUACAAAAAUAUAGUUUGGUUUUUCUUAAUGUGCAAAGCUGCAUUUUGUCCAGUAUACCACUCUUUAAAAGCACUUUUAAAAACUGUAUUGUUUACUGUACGUUUACAAUGUACGUUUGCAUGCUCAUCAUUUAAUUCUGCUCCUUUGAGAAUUAAAACCACUUUUUAACUUGUUAUUAUUCCAAGUAUAUUUUUACCGAAGCUGAAGGACCUAAUUUUGAAUAUUUUACACAAUGUAUUUUGGAGAUAUCGUAUUUGCGACCUGUUUUAUUUUCAUGUUGUAUUUUCAUGACAUUUCAUUAUUUCUGACCUAGUUAGCCAAAAAGAAGGUUUAGUUAUUUUUAUAUGACCAAAUAUGUUUAUUGGAGUCAUUUGGCUCCAUUUUAUGUUGACCUUAUUAUUUUAGAAAUUGUUUAUAUUUUUCAUAAAUUGUAUUUUUAUUUAUAGCAACUUCUGAGCUGGUAUAUCUAGAUCAGUAUUUCUGAAACCGGGUAGCAGGGGUCUUGACAAACUUUCAAGGAUGACAUAAAAUUGAUCCUUGACGAGACAAAACAUGCAUUAAAAUAAACUAAAACAACUAAACAUAAAAACUUUUCUUAGUGCUAUUUAUAACAAAUAUACACCUUUAUUAUGCCAUGCGCUU
This is a messenger RNA of Triplophysa rosa, 4717 nucleotides long. RefSeq names its product DISC1 scaffold protein (gene disc1). The transcript has 14 exons. Gene Ontology annotation, cellular component: microtubule; centrosome; intermediate filament cytoskeleton. The record is from RefSeq and is a predicted model, not a curated record. NCBI's taxonomy places the organism in Eukaryota, Metazoa, Chordata, Actinopteri, Cypriniformes, Nemacheilidae. Gene Ontology annotation, biological process: cilium assembly; neuron migration.